AUGGCCCACGAUCCGGCUCUCCAAGAUCCCCUACUCGCGCUGCGCCGCGCCAUCGCGGCCGGCAGCCUCCCCACGCCGACCACCUCCAGCGACCUCUCCGACCAGAAUGCCACCGACGACCUGGCCCAAGCCUCCCAUCUCUACUUCCAACAUCCCCUCCCACAAGCCAUCCCUCUCACCACCCCGACCCGCUUCGUCUCCAGCUCCUCCGACUCCGCCGUCGACCUCCGCAGUAUCUUCUUCGCGUGGCAGAAGAAAGACGUCGCCAUCCCCGAGUACAUCACCUCCGCCCAGGAGCUUAACGAGUCGCUAAAACAGAAGGAGCGCGCGGACGGGGAAGAGGAAGAGAAAGUCCAGAACCUGGUCUUCGUCGAGCGUCUCGACCUCCUCACCUGGCUGGAAGGGGCCUCCGAUGACAGUGAGUACAUCAAGCCGUUGGAGGGCGCGGCGGCGGCUGCAGCUGCCGCGUCCGCCGCUGCUCAGGCUCAGGCGUCUGCGAACAUCGCCUCUGGUGCGGCCGGGGGUGUCGCGGCUGUGCCCAGCGGUGCUCCGGGUGCCACGCAGGCCCAGCAGGGCAAGGCGGCCAAGGUGAUCGAUCCGCGGCUGCAGGAAAUCUACAAUGGGGAGCGGAAGAUGGGGGAUCGCAACAGUGUGCUACGGGGAAUCAAGCCGACGGACUUCUCCCACGUCCGCAAGACCGCCGAGGGUAUGCUGGGACGCAACCGGUCCCGACCGGGCCAAUACCCUGCGGGCGUGAAGCCCAGCAGCAAACCGCAGUCGGUGAUACCCGCGCCGUCGGCGGGCCUCUCGCAGCCGCGCAAGGGCAGCUCCAAGACGCAAGACCCGAUCAUCCUCCUGUCGCCGUCGGCGUCGUCGCUCAUCCGCAUGUCCAACGUACGCUCGUUCCUCCAAGACGGCGUGUUCGUGCCGCCGGACCACCCCACACUCUCCAUGCCCAACUCCAACAUCCUCUACAUCUCCCGCCCGCUACGCAUCCACUCGGACCCCUUCAGCUCCUCGCGCCCGGGCGGCGGCAGCUCAUCGCAACCCACCGCGCGGAAACCCACCCGCUUCAUCCUGGUCGACAGCACGGCCAACUUCCGUCCUGACUACUGGCAGCGCCUGGUGGCUGUGUUCACCACGGGCCAGACCUGGCAGUUCAAGUCCUACAAGUGGUCCUCCCCGCCGGAGCUCUUCAAACAGGCCACGGGCGUGUACGUCGGCUGGCGCGGCGAGGAUACGCCCCGGGAGGUGCGCAGCUGGGGCCGUGGCGUGCAGAGCUUCGCGGUCGAGCGCUGGGACGAGAAAGGUGGUGCUCACGGAUCGGGCCGGUGGCGUGAUCGGGAGGUCGUCGAGGGGAUCUGGUCCGCCAUUGAAGAGGGGAUGAGACUGCGAGGCUGGGGAUCCAAGUAG
Aspergillus heteromorphus CBS 117.55 is the source of this 1413-nucleotide messenger RNA. Its product is annotated as CDC73 C-terminal domain-containing protein. Gene Ontology annotation, molecular function: RNA polymerase II complex binding. Lineage: Eukaryota; Fungi; Ascomycota; Eurotiomycetes; Eurotiales; Aspergillaceae. The record is from RefSeq and is a predicted model, not a curated record. Bases 1 to 1413 code for a protein of 470 amino acids. The transcript is spliced from 2 exons. Gene Ontology annotation, biological process: transcription elongation by RNA polymerase II; positive regulation of transcription elongation by RNA polymerase II. Gene Ontology annotation, cellular component: Cdc73/Paf1 complex.